Messenger RNA from Ilex paraguariensis (yerba mate), 369 nucleotides. The record is from the annotation of a GenBank genome assembly. NCBI's taxonomy places the organism in Eukaryota, Viridiplantae, Streptophyta, Magnoliopsida, Aquifoliales, Aquifoliaceae.
AUGGAGGAGUUGGCGAAAAUGGAGGCAACACCAUGCUACUGUAGGGAAGCUCCAGAAAUAUCAUCCGUUCUCACAGCCACAGUAGAAGAUGAUGAAGCUCAACUGGUGGAGGAUGCUAAUCCUACAAAGAAAUUGGAGUCCAACUCUGUGGACUUGGUGUCUGGUAAAGAAAGCACUGUGAAUAGUUUGUCUGAAGAGCUCUUUGCAUUUGAGUCCCAGAUGAAGUUCUUCGAGAUCCCUGAUCUUGAAGGGAAUUGGGAUGCUUCAGUGGACACUUUCCUCUAUGACAGCACAACUCAGGAUGGUGGGAAUCCGGUGGAUCUUUGGAUGUUUGGUGACUUUCCUCCCGUGUUGGGGAGAGUUUUCUGA